Molecule: messenger RNA, 978 nt
Organism: Zophobas morio
Lineage: Eukaryota; Metazoa; Arthropoda; Insecta; Coleoptera; Tenebrionidae
Product: farnesol dehydrogenase-like
Exons: 5
Coding region: 130-900 (256 amino acids)
Molecular function (GO): oxidoreductase activity
Source: RefSeq, a predicted model, not a curated record
CAGCACUAUGUGGGAACGUGAUCACAAGUGUUGUGAAACUUAUCAGGGAAAGGCAAAUUAGGCGUGGAAACGAAGGAAUCUAAUCAAAGUUUCACCAUUACAAGUCUACCGGUUAACCAAAGUUUAAACAUGGUGUUGUCGAUGGAUCGUUGGAAGGGCAAAACUGCCAUCAUCACAGGUACCAGUGCAGGAAUUGGUGCAGCCAUCGCUAAAGCCCUCGUCCAAGAAGGCCUACAAGUUGUAGGUCUGGCUAGACGCGUUGAGCGCGUAGAAGAACUCGCCAAGCAGUUGGAAGGAGCAAAAGGAAAACUUCAUCCACUCAAAGCCGACGUAACCAAAGAAGAAGACAUUUUGGCAGCUUUCGACUGGACAUCCAAAAAUUUAGGCCCAGUUCAUAUCCUAAUUAACAAUGCAGGAAUAGUUCAACAAACCACCUUGGUUGAAGGAGAGACCGAAAAAUGGAAGAAAGUUUUUGACACUAAUGUUCUUGGUUUGUGCGUGGCUACAAGGGAAGCUGUUAAAGUAAUGAAAGCUAAUAAGAUCGAUGGCCAUAUUAUCCACAUCAACAGCAUUGCCGGCCAUUCCGCGAUUAAUAUUCCUGGUGUCAACGUAUAUCCAGCUUCCAAGCACGCGGUGACGGCGCUAACAGAGACCCUAAGGCAGGAAUUAAACCAUCUGGGUCUUAAAAUCAGGAUCACGAGUGUUAGUCCUGGUGGUGUCAGUACUGAAAUUGCUCAAACUAACAACUUUAAGCCAGAUCCUGCAGUAAUGGAGAUGAAUAGAAAUGUUUCGCCAUUGGAAUCGGAAGAUAUAGCUGAUUCUGUUAUGUAUGUGUUGUCUACACCUCCACAUGUCCAGGUUCAUGAGCUGAUUAUCAAACCUGUUGGAGAAAAACUGUAAAUAAAAUAAAGAUAUUAUUCACUGUGUAUAUUAUUGCAGAAAUAAAUAAAUAAAUAUUUAAAUAAACAAUUAAGAUUA